Hevea brasiliensis (rubber tree) is the source of this 3563-nucleotide messenger RNA. Its product is annotated as metal-nicotianamine transporter YSL3. Lineage: Eukaryota; Viridiplantae; Streptophyta; Magnoliopsida; Malpighiales; Euphorbiaceae. Gene Ontology annotation, biological process: response to iron ion; seed development. The record is from RefSeq and is a predicted model, not a curated record. Gene Ontology annotation, cellular component: plasma membrane. The transcript has 8 exons. Gene Ontology annotation, molecular function: oligopeptide transmembrane transporter activity; iron-nicotianamine transmembrane transporter activity. Bases 955 to 2958 code for a protein of 667 amino acids.
UCUCUCCUGGGGGUCCACCCGCCAGCAAUCUAAACAAUCCUCUCACUAGCUCUCUCUGGACCUUGAAAAUUGCUGUACUGCCACUCUCAUAGUUGGUUUCAAAUUGUCUAACGCCCCGAUCAAAGAACAAAUACUUUUGAAGUGAAGUGAUCACUGAUGAUGAAGUGUUUGUCCUAAUUCUCUCCCUCUCCUUUAUAGCCACUCCCAUUACCAUCAUACCCAACUUUUUGCUUUUUCUUUUUUGUGAUAUCAAUUCCAAACUCGAAAGAAAGUGGUGAAAAGAUUCUAAGUCAACGAGAAGGGAUCAAAAUUAAUGGCCUCACAAGGGUUUGAUAUGUGUAGCACCACGGUUGGAAGAGUUUGAGUAGUCUGUACUCUGUACUGCAAAUUACAGCCGUCUGUUUUGUACUACUUUGCAGUACAUGCAUUAAUGGGUCCUUAGUUUUCCACUUUUGCUUGUUGGGUUGGUGAGAUAAUUGCUUGCUUCUAUUGGUUUAUAUAUUCAGGUCUGGAAUUUUUAAGUUCAAUAACAAUCUAGUUUUUGGCUACUGAAACCAAAGUGAUGUUCUCUUCUUAUUUUCCAAAUCUCGUUUGGGGUAUUCUUUUGUUAUGGCAUUUAAUGCUAUCCUGAUUACAUUAAAAGUCUCAACUGUGCUAUCCUGAUUACAUUAAAAGUCUCAACUGGUGCUUUUGCUUUUUCUUCUUCUAUAUAAGGUAGCUUGUUGGCUAACGCAGAGCUCAUAUUACCCCCAUUUGCUGCUGAUUUUGAAAGUUUCCACUUUUCAAUCUGAGUGGAUGUUUUUGGAAGAUUUGCUCAAGGGGUAAUGUUUAUUUGAGAUUUGUCGUUGACAAUAUAUUCCAAUUUUGGACCUUUGUGAUCUGUUCAACGUUUUUAUCCAUUUCCUACCAAAGAGAAGAAGAAGAAAACCAGCAGCAAGAAAGGAGAAGAUUUUGAUGAAUAAUCUAAUGGAGAAUGUGAACAUGGAAGAAAUGAAAGAGAUUGAGAAGCUUGAGAAUGAGAAUUUGGAAGAGAUGAGAGAUAAGCCAGAGGACACAAGUAGAGUUGCUCCGUGGACUAGACAGAUCACAGUUAGAGGAGUCGUAGCUAGCUUAGCAAUUGGCAUCAUAUACAGUGUGAUAGUGAUGAAGCUAAACCUCACCACAGGGCUAGUCCCUAAUCUGAAUGUUUCUGCUGCCCUAUUGGCUUUUGUUUUUGUUAGAACAUGGACUAAACUCCUCCAGAAGGCUGGAAUUGUAACCAAUCCGUUCACUCGACAAGAAAAUACCAUAAUUCAAACUUGUGCUGUUGCUUGUUAUAGCAUUGCUCUUGGAGGUGGUUUUGGGUCUUAUCUUCUGGGUUUGAACAGGAAGACAUAUGAGCAAGCUGGGGUUGAUACAGAAGGGAAUAAUCCUGGCAGCACAAAAGAACCUGGAAUUGGUUGGAUGACUGGUUUCCUCUUUGUAACCAGUUUUGUUGGGUUACUUGCCUUGGUUCCUCUUAGGAAGAUUAUGAUAAUAGAUUACAAAUUAUCUUAUCCUAGUGGAACUGCUACUGCGGUUCUCAUUAAUGGGUUCCAUACUUCUAGAGGAGACAAGAUUGCUAGGAAGCAGGUUCAUGGAUUCCUUAAGUUCUUUUCAAUAAGCUUCCUGUGGGCUUUCUUUCAGUGGUUUUACUCUGGUGGAAAGAAUUGUGGUUUUGCUCAAUUCCCAACAUUUGGAUUGAAAGCUUGGGAAAACUCAUUUUACUUUGAUUUCAGUAUGACUUACAUUGGAGCAGGAAUGAUCUGUUCCCAUCUUGUGAAUUUGUCUUUACUUCUUGGUGCGGUACUUUCUUGGGGAAUCAUGUGGCCACUAAUAGGAGGGCUUAAAGGAUAUUGGUUCCCUGCUACUGUACCAGAAAGCAGUAUGAAGAGUGUAAAUGGUUACAAGGUUUUUAUUUCUAUUGCCCUGAUCCUAGGAGAUGGGCUCUAUAAUUUUGUCAAGAUACUUUAUUUCACUGCCAGUAGCAUCUGUGCCGGAGCAAAGACUGACAAUUCCAAAACAUAUAAGCCAAAUCAAGCUCCUGAUGAUCUUUGGAGAAAUGAAGCUUUCGUGAGAGAGACUAUUCCAAUGCGGGUAGCAUUGUUAGGAUACACCGCCUUCUCCAUCAUUUCCAUCAUUGUGAUCCCUCUCAUGUUUCCUGAGCUAAAAUGGUAUUAUGUAGUUGUUGCCUACAUUCUUGCACCCUCUCUUAGCUUCUGCAAUGCUUAUGGUGCUGGUCUAACUGACAUGAAUAUGGCAUAUAACUAUGGAAAGGUGGCCCUCUUUGUACUUGCGGCCAUGGCAGGAAGAAAUAACGGUGUUGUUGCAGGACUUGUGGGCUGUGGCCUGAUUAAAUCCAUAGUUUCCAUCUCUUCUAAUUUGAUGCAUGAUUUCAAGACUGGUCAUCUCACUCUCACUUCUCCUCGUUCGAUGCUUCUUAGCCAGGUCAUUGGUACUGCAAUAGGCUGUAUCAUAGCUCCCCUUACAUUCUUUCUCUUCUACAAGGCUUUUGAUGUGGGGAACCCCGAUGGAGAGUAUAAAGCUCCCUAUGCCAUCAUAUAUAGAAACAUGGCGAUUCUUGGUGUCGAAGGUUUCUCUGCCCUUCCCCAGCAUUGCUUGCAGCUUUGUUAUGGGUUUUUUGCCUUUGCUAUUUUGGCCAAUUUGGUCAGAGAUCUAUCCCCAAAAAAUAUUAGCAAAUGGAUCCCUCUUCCAAUGGCUAUGGCAGUGCCUUUCCUAGUGGGGGCGUACUUUGCAAUUGAUAUGUGUGUGGGGAGUCUGAUUGUGUUUGCAUGGCACAAGCUAAACCGCAGUAAAGCAGGUUUGAUGGUUCCUGCAGUGGCCUCUGGCUUGAUCUGUGGAGAUGGCUUGUGGAUUCUUCCUUCAUCCAUCCUUGCAUUGGCUAAAAUUCAUCCUCCAAUAUGCAUGAGUUUCAAGUAGAAAUUCUCUUGGACAGCAAAAUCUGUACUUGUUGACAAAUAAAACUUAUUGCAGGCACAAAUCAAGUGCAUUAUCCUGAGUAAAACAAAUAUAAGGAUGAUUAGAAAGUUUCUCAUUUUAAGCAGUAAACAAAACUGCAGCAAAGCUGCCAUAGAUGUGCAUCCUGUGUCAACCAGAGUUGCAGGACGUAUGCAUGUACAGACUAGUUGAGCUAAAUAUUUAGGCCAACUUUAUCAUAUGAUUAGUUGUCUCGGUUGAAGCCCACACUGUUUGCGUUGAUUGGGUUCUGUGUUUCGAACUUGUAACCAUAUAGGCCUGGAGACGACUCUGGUGAAAUCUACUUCUUUUUGACUUGGGUGGUAAUUUAGCAACGGUUGUAUACUGGGAUUCUUGCCUGAGGGUAUUGUUUGGCAGUAGAGAUCGGUUCCUUUUUAUCCUUCAGCUAUUUGGUUAAACAUUCACUUUGCCUAAACACAACCAUCAACUGGUUCUUUGUUUCUGUGUUGCAUUGUUCUACUGCUAUGGUGUUGGAGUACACAACAUUUAUAACUAUUGUUGAGAAAAUCAUGCUAUGGGUAUGUGAUACUCUCCUUACCAAUUUGAAA